AUGGUGCUCCGGGACGCUGUUCCCGAGCUGAGGACAGGGCCUCUGUUUGUCGCGGGACGGCACAUAGGGCAAACCGGAGUUCGCGACUUCAAGGAGCUUCCAGAGCAACCGGGGGCCUACGAAGGGGGGGGGGAGAAUGCCACCCACCCACGAUUCGGUGCACACCCGGCCCGCUUCAUCAACGCCUUCUUUCACUGGCGUCCCACCCGCACGCGGGGAGGAGGGGGAAAAGAUCGUUGCGCCAGAGAGCAGUCACUAGCCGGUGUGACCGUGUAUAUUGGCGGUGAAGCACAGAUGAGCAGAAGCGAGUCCGUCGCCGACGAUGCGACGGCGCGAUAUAUACCCUCACCGACAUCUGGCCAGGCACGAUGGCCCAGCCCGUGGUCGGUCAAAAUUCCAGACCGGCCUGGUGUCGGUGGAGCGCACAAGGCGCUCUCUUAG
Penicillium macrosclerotiorum is the source of this 441-nucleotide messenger RNA. RefSeq lists its product as uncharacterized. The record is from RefSeq and is a predicted model, not a curated record. The transcript is spliced from 3 exons. Lineage: Eukaryota; Fungi; Ascomycota; Eurotiomycetes; Eurotiales; Aspergillaceae. The coding region runs from base 1 to 441 and encodes 146 amino acids.